This is a messenger RNA of Eptesicus fuscus (big brown bat), 4339 nucleotides long. It is a transcript of the gene WDR17, whose product is annotated as WD repeat domain 17. Gene Ontology annotation, molecular function: protein binding. Bases 33 to 3938 code for a protein of 1301 amino acids. Lineage: Eukaryota; Metazoa; Chordata; Mammalia; Chiroptera; Vespertilionidae. The record is from RefSeq and is a predicted model, not a curated record. The transcript is spliced from 30 exons.
UCCAUUUGCCUUGAUUAAGGUAGAAACAGCCUAUGGCUUGGAUGACUUACAUUUCAAGUUGGUUUGAGCAAGAUGAUUGGUAUGAAGGACUGCAAAGAGCCGGCAUGUCCCGGGUGAGGCAGGUCGGGCUGCUGGCCGCCGGCUGUCAGCCCUGGAACAGGGACGUGUGCGCUGCCAGCGGGGACAGGUUUGCCUACUGCGCCACCCUGGCCAUCUACGUGUACCAGUUGGAUCACCGUUAUAAUGAAUUUAAACUCCACGCAAUUAUGUCUGAACACAAAAAAACUAUCACAGCUCUCUCUUGGUGUCCACAUAACCCCGAUCUCUUUGCGAGUGGCAGUUCCGAUAACUUAGUGAUCAUUUGGAAUGUCGCAGAACAAAAAGUCAUUGCUAAACUCAACAAUACAAAAGGGACGCCCGCCUCCCUGAGCUGGUGCUGGAACGCGGGCGAGGCGGUGGCCUUCGCUCCCCGCAGGGGCCCGCUGCUCGUCUGGACCAUCUCGGGGCCGGACAGCGGCGUGACCGUGCACCGAGACGCCCACAGCUUCGUGUCCGACAUCUGCACCUUCCGGUGGCACCCCCAGAGGAAGGGCAAGGUCGUGUGUGGUCACGUGGAUGGGAGCCUGUCGGUUUUCCAGCCAGGUAAUAAAAGUCAGAGACAUGUUCUGAGGCCCGACUCUCUGGAAGGGACAGACGAAGAGGACCCAGUCACGGCCCUGGAGUGGGACCCGCUGUCCACGGAUUACCUCCUGGUGGCCAAUCUGCAUCACGGGAUCCGGCUGGUGGACACGGAGUCGCUCUGCUGCAUAACCACCUUCAGCUUGCCCAGCGCCGCAGCCUGUGUGCAGUGCUUGGCCUGGGUCCCCAGUGCCCCGGGGAUGUUCAUCACUGGAGAUUCUCAAGUAGGCGUUUUACGCGUUUGGAAUGUUUCAAGAACAACACCGACUGAUAAUUUUAAACUAAAGAAAACAGGAUUUCACUGCUUACAUGUACUGAAUUCUCCACCAAGAAAGAAAUUUUCAAUCCAGCCUCCCACCCCAAAUCACACAUCCUCCACGAGCGAGGCGCUGCCCCCGGGCCAGGUGUCCUCCCUGCCCCCCGGACACGCCCUCUGCUGCUUCCUGGACGGUGGCGUGGGCCUGUAUGACCUGGGAGCCAAGAAGUGGGAUUUCCUGAGGGACAUGGGACACGUGGAAACCAUCUUCGACUGCAAGUUCAAGCCCAACGACCCCAACCUCUUAGCGACAGCGUCCUUCGAUGGCACCGUGAAGGUCUGGGACGUGGACACGCUGACCGCGGUGUACACGUCCCCGGGGAACGAGGGGGUGAUUUAUUCCCUCUCCUGGGCGCCAGGUGAUUUGGAUUGUAUUGCCGGAGCAACUUCCCAAAAUGGUGCCUUCAUUUGGGACAUUAAAAAGGGCCGAAUGGUGCAGCGCUUUAAUGAGCAUGGAAACAAUGGGAUAUUCUGCGUCGCCUGGAGUCAUAAAGAUUCCAAACGAAUAGCGACCUGCAGCGGAGACGGUCUCUGCAUCAUCCGAACCCCCGACGGGAGCGUGCUGCACAAGUACAAGCACCCUGCUGCCGUGUUUGGUUGUGACUGGAGCCCAAACAACAAAGACAUGAUAGCCACUGGCUGCGAAGACGGAGGCGUGCGCGUCUACUACGUGGCCACCAGCUCGGACCAGCCGCUGAAGGUGUUCAGUGGGCACACGGCCAAGGUGUUCCACGUGCGCUGGUCGCCCCUGAGGGAGGGCAUCCUCUGCAGCGGCUCCGAUGACGGUUCUGUUCGAAUCUGGGAUUAUACUCAAGACGCCUGCAUCCGUGUUCUCAGUGGGCACUCGGGCCCCGUGCGGGGGCUGGUGUGGAACCCUGAGAUCCCGUACCUUCUCGUCUCCGGCAGCUGGGACUACACGGUGAGGGUGUGGGACACUCGCGAGGGGACGUGCCUGGACACCGUGUACGAUCAUGGCGCAGACGUGUAUGGUUUAACGUGCCAUCCCAGCCGCCCCUUCACCAUGGCCUCCUGCUCCCGGGACUCCACCGUGCGGCUGUGGUCAUUGGCCCCUUUAAUCGCCCCUUUACAGAUCAGCAUCCUGGCGGACAGACCCUGGAAGGAAAUUAUCGGGAACACGGAUGACGCCAUCCUGCGAGGCACGCCCCCCGUGCUGUGCGGCAAAGUGUCGCGGGACAUUAAACAGGAAAUAGAGAAGCUGGGUGGACACCCGCGUGGGAAGAAGCUCCGGUGGUUUUCGGAGUGUCUGUCCCCUCCAGGUGGCAGUGACAACCUGUGGGCCUUGGUGGCCGUGAUCAAAGGGCAGGAUGACAGCUUACUUCCUCACAACUACUGCAAAGGCAUCAUGCACCGGAAGCACCUGCUCAAGUUCCGCACGUCUGAAGCCCAGGAGCUGACGACAGUCAAGAUGUCCAAGUUCGGAGGGGGCAUCGGCGCGCCGACCACGGAGGAGAGGCUGAAGGAGGCCGCGGAGAUACACCUGCGGCUCGGGCAGCUCCAGCGCUACUGCGAGCUCAUGGUGGAGCUUGGCGAGUGGGACAGAGCCUUGUCCGUGGCACCGGGCGUCUCCAUGAAGUACUGGAGGAAGUUAACGCAGAGGAGAGCCGACCAGCUAAUGCAGGAAGACAAGGACGACGCCAUCCCGUACUGCAUAGCCGUCGGCGAUGUGAGGAAACUGGUCCAUUUCUUCAUGGCCCGGGGCCAGCUGAAGGAAGCUCUGCUGGUGGCCCAGGCUGCGUGUGAGGGAAACAUGCAAACCUGCCGAGCCCCCACCCCGCCCGGGGCCUCGGGGCCUGAGGACGCCCGCGGGGAGGACUUCACCGAGCUCCUGCACGCGGCGAGCGCGCGGCUGGCCGAGUGGCACUCCCAGGGCGGCCGGGCCGUGCGGGCCGCCUGCUGCCACCUGGCCGUGGACGACGUGGAGCUGGCCAUGGCAUCCCUGCUCCGCGGGAACGAGCUGGAGCUGGCGGUCUGCGUGGGCACGGUCCUGGGCGAGGCGGCAGCCCCCGCCACCCACUACGCCCUGGAAUUGUUGGCCAGAAAAUGCAUGAUGAUCCCAAUGUGGAAUUUGGCAGCCGAUCUGCUCCUGAUGAUUCCCGAUAAUGAACUUCAGCUGGUGAAGCUCUGUGCCUUCUACCCAGGCUGCGAGGAGGAGAUGAUCGAUCUCCGUGAGAAGUGCAAGCUGCCCACCGUAGAAGAAUGUAUGCAGUUAGCGGAGACAGCGCACGCGGAUGGCCAUGUGUUUGAAGCUGUAAAGUAUUUCUUGUUAAGUCCAGAACCUGAGAAAGCCCUUCCUGUUGGCAUUGACUUCGUCAAAGAACACAUCAGUAGAUCAGAUUGGACUUUGGAUACCAUUUAUCCCGUUCUUGACCUGCUGAGUUACAUUCGUACUGAAAAGUUACUCCUGCACACGUGUACCAAAGCGCGGAACGAGCUGCUCGUCCUGAGUGGCUACGCGGGCGCGCUGCUGGCCGCCAGGAGACAGUACGCGAGCAUCGUCCCCGCGCUCUACGAGUACACGAGUCAGCUAUUGAAACGUCGGGAGGUGUCCGUGCCUUUGACCAUCGAGCGCCUCUCUGAGGAGCUGGAGGCGUGGAGAGCCUGCACGCCGCCCAUCCCCCCAUCCUCAGAGGACUCUCCCUACACACCAGCUUCCGAGUCACAGAGAAGGGUGCACGCAGCCCUACUCCGGAGACUGCAGGCCGAGCCGCUCAGAGGGAUGGUUGGGCCGGACUACGUGACGGGGUCCCACCUUCCCAGCCAUUCUGAUGCUCACAUCUCUUGUCUCACGGGGCUAAAAAUCCAGGGCCCCGUGUAUUUCCUUGAAGAUGGGAAAUCCGCCAUCUCCCUGAACGAUGCUCUGAUGUGGGCCAAGGUGAACCCCUUCUCACCUUUAGGGACUGGCAUUCGACUCAACCCAUUCUGAUGGAAGGCUUUCCUCCGGCUUCACUGUGUCUAAAAAACCUUUCGUUGGUGUUUCACGAAAUUGCAAUAUCAAGAUGCUGUACAUGGUGUGAAAACCUGACUUUUAUGUCAGCCAAUUAAUGAAGCAUACAUGUGUCUCCACAAGACCAUCCGGACGUGCUCAGGAGCGUGGUUGCAUCAGCAAUGACUGUGUUUGUUGUCCCUGUGAUUAGGAAAAUGACGUUUUUUGGUCUUCACAGGUCUUCUGAAUAGAGUAAACGCGUCACACGUCAUUUGUAAAAUCGGCAUUUCCUGUUUAGCGCACUCGUAACAUGGAAGCUAUGUUUAUAGUGCACUCCGACUAAGUGCUUAUUGUACCAUGUCUUUGAAACAUUUGUACUUAAAUAAAUUGAAAAAACACUU